UUGUACAACGCCUCAUAAACGACACAUGACCUAAGAUUUUGAGUUUUUAAGGUUAUCCUUUCGGAUGUUUUGUAUGAAUAGUAAAACAAAGCCAUAUCAUCUGUCUGCUCCGCCGUGAAUUUGUCCCCACAAGGCGGCGAUGAUCGGCAGUCGUGCCGGAGAAGACACACCCGAAUUAGCAGGAAAUGGUGAUGGUAACGAACCAUAUGUGGGUAUGGAGUUUGACUCUGAGGAUGCUGCUAAGAAAUUUUAUGAUGAAUAUGCAAGAUGUGUAGGAUUCAAAAUGCGCAUCGAUCAGUGUCGUCGAUCAGAAGUUGAUAAAACGAUUAUUUCUCGGCGGUUGUCUUGUAAUAAGGAGGGUUAUUAUACAAAAUCCAAGAACCAAUUUGGGCAGGUCAGGAAACAACAUACUAGUUCGAGACAAGGUUGCAAUGCGAUGAUGCUUGCUAGGGUUAAUAAAUUUGGCAAAUGGGUUGUCACUAGAUUUGAAAAAGAACAUACUCAUCCGCUAGCUAUCAGCCAAGGGGACUGUAAAGAAGGGAAAAUUCAGGCACUCACUGCAGAGUUGAAGCUUCAAGAUGGACUAAUUAAGUUUUACAGGGAGCAUUUAAGCACAUUUUUGGGAGACAUUGAGCAACAGACACAAGUUUUGUCAGCAAAAAUACAAGUAGCUGUUAAUACUAUGAGAGAGCUGGAAACAAAAUAGUAGUAGAAGUUGAUUUGGGUUUGCAACUCCAUUUUGAAUGCAUACAACUCCUAAAUCGCUGAUUUUAUUUGUAAUCGCCGUUUUCUGUUCAUUAACAGUGCGAGUGGAUCAUCAACCCAAUUCCAGUAUUUGCCA
This is a messenger RNA of Helianthus annuus (common sunflower), 841 nucleotides long. RefSeq names its product protein FAR1-RELATED SEQUENCE 7. The record is from RefSeq and is a predicted model, not a curated record. The transcript has 3 exons. The coding region runs from base 140 to 706 and encodes 188 amino acids. Lineage: Eukaryota; Viridiplantae; Streptophyta; Magnoliopsida; Asterales; Asteraceae.